Molecule: messenger RNA, 707 nt
Organism: Mobula hypostoma (lesser devil ray)
Lineage: Eukaryota; Metazoa; Chordata; Chondrichthyes; Myliobatiformes; Myliobatidae
Product: hemoglobin subunit alpha-like
Exons: 3
Coding region: 64-492 (142 amino acids)
Biological process (GO): oxygen transport; hydrogen peroxide catabolic process
Cellular component (GO): blood microparticle; hemoglobin complex; haptoglobin-hemoglobin complex
Molecular function (GO): haptoglobin binding; peroxidase activity; heme binding
Source: RefSeq, a predicted model, not a curated record
ACAUUAAGCCAGAGGCAUCUCCUGGUUACCGAAAGAUCUGAAGAAGUGAAAACUCCAGCAACAAUGGUGCUCUCCAGCCACAACAAACAGGUUAUAGAGGAACUGGGCAACCACAUCAAGGCAAAUGCUGAAGCUUGGGGUGCGGAUGCUUUAGCCAGGCUGUUUGAGCUCCAUCCUCAAACUAAGACAUAUUUCAAGAAAUUCAAUACCUACAAAGCCUCUGACCCAUCUGUCAAAAAGCAUGGUGGCGUGGUAAUGGGAGCUUUGGCGGAUGCAGCCCACAGCGUGGACAACCUGAGUAGUCACCUGGAACAUCUGGCCAAGAAACAUGGUGAAGAACUUCUUGUGGAUCCUCAUAACUUUCAUCUGUUUGCUGAUUGUAUCAUAGUCACCCUGGCCAUUCACUUGCCUGGGUUCACCCCUGCAACCCACUGUGCUGUCGACAAAUUCCUUGAGUUGGUUGCACAUGAAUUGAGCUCCAAGUACCGUUAAAGACACAAUCAACAAACCAUGGUGAAUGACUGCAAGAUCAUCACUUAAAUCUCCUCCUGCAUGUUUUCUCAAGCUAUCUGCUAAUAAAUCAUUAGUCCUGUAAACACACAUAUUGUGUUUGCUUUUGCUCCUGUUCUUUAACUAAUUCCACAUUUUGGUAUUGAUUAAUUGUCAUAAUUGGUAAACUGAGCUAAAUAAACUUUAAAUUCAAUCAA